This is a messenger RNA of Solanum stenotomum, 990 nucleotides long. RefSeq names its product protein GLUTAMINE DUMPER 1-like. The record is from RefSeq and is a predicted model, not a curated record. Gene Ontology annotation, biological process: regulation of amino acid export. NCBI's taxonomy places the organism in Eukaryota, Viridiplantae, Streptophyta, Magnoliopsida, Solanales, Solanaceae. Bases 68 to 616 code for a protein of 182 amino acids. The transcript has a single exon.
AAAAAAACACCUCUCAGUUUCCACUAAACUUUCCAAACAACAAAAAUUUCAACCUAAAACAGAAAAAAUGAGAACAGAAGUUGGCUUCUCUACAAUCACAUCAAAGUUCGAACAAUCAAAAUCUACCGUAAAAGCUACAUUUUCACCGCCGGCGAUGGUACAGAGAUCGCCAUGGCAUUCUCCGGUACCGUAUCUCUUCGGCGGUCUAGCAGCUAUGUUAGGGUUAAUAGCUUUCGCUCUUCUAAUUUUGGCUUGUUCUUACUGGAAACUCUCCGGUCAUUUAAGAGAAAACGGCGAAAUUGAUCACGAUUCGGAAGUAGAUCCUGAGUCCGGCGACGGUGAAAAACCGGCGAUCGGAAUUGUGAAGGCGAUGCCGGUGUUUGAAGAGAAGAUUGUUGUGAUAAUGGCUGGAGAUUUGAGGCCGAGUUUUUUGGCAACGCCUGUGUUAAGUAAAAACUCUGUUUUGGGAGACGGAAGUGAUUUGAAUAAAUUCGAGAAGAAAUUGGAAAAGGAAACCGAAGAAUUAGGUGAUGAGAAGGAGAAAGAAGAAGUAGUGAUUGAAGUUAGAGAAAUGAGCCAUGGAGAAUCUCAAAACAGCCAUGGACAAAAUCACUAAAAGAAAUUCUUCUAUUACUCUUUUUUUUUUUUUAACAAAUUUCGUGCGACGAGCUCAAUUGAAAAUGCAUGCAGAUAAUAUGGAACUCAAAAUCUACUACUUGGAGUGUGACGAGCUCAAUCGAGAAACACAUGCAGAUCGUAUUGAACUCGGAAUUUUUUACUUGAAAAAUCUUCUGCUCAAUCAACUCGAUCAUCAUCACCAAUGUGGCAUUUUUUGUUUCUUUCUUCUGCUUUUCUGGGGAAGGGGGAUUUCCAGUUUUGAGUUAACGGGAAUUGUAAAUUGUUGGUUGAGAUGAGAUGAGUGUAAAAUUUAUUUUUCUUAUGCUAUAGAGUUUAAUUUUAAACAUUGAUGGGGUAUUUAAAAUAUUUAGA